AUGGCAUCCGCCGACUAUAAGUUUGAAGGAUGGCUUGGACGAAAUCCUGAUAGCGUUAAUGGAAAGAUGGAGUGGGGAGAGUUCGAACCCAAGAAGUGGACCGAGGAUGAUGUUGACAUCGAGGUAACGCACUGCGGCAUGUGCGGCAGCGACUUACAUACUUUGUCCUCUGGAUGGGGAGAAGUGCCCUACCCCUGCUGUGUCGGUCACGAGAUUGUUGGCAAGGCCGUCCGGGUAGGGAGCAACGUGAAGAACAUCACACUUGGCGACCGCGUCGGUGUCGGUGCCCAGUCCCUCAGCUGUUUGCAGCCCGAUUGCCCUGCCUGUUCCGCUGGAGAGGAGAUGACCUGCAACAAUGUUAACGUUAAUACAUAUGCUGCUAGGUACCCCGACGACAUGGGGAUAUCCUACGGGGGAUAUUCAAACUACAACCGGACGAAUGGUCACUUUGUCAUCAAAAUCCCCGACCAACUGGCUUCCGAACAUGCCGCACCAAUGCUCUGUGGGGGCAUCACCGUGUACCGACCAUUGAAAAUGAACGGGUGUGGCCCUGGCAAGUCCGUGGCUAUAGCAGGCGUUGGCGGUCUAGGACACUUUGGUAUCCUGUUUGCCAAAGCUCUGGGCGCGGAUAGAGUUACUGGUAUCUCAAGGAAAGAGUCUAAACGAAACGAGGUUCUCUCGCUCGGCGCCGAUGAGUAUAUCGCGACCGACGACGAGUCAAACUGGGAAGAGACACAUAGGCGGAAGUUUGAUCUCAUCAUAUCCACGGUGUCGAGCGAAAAGAUGCCGAUGAAUGGGUACUUGAAACUUCUCAAGACUAAAGGCAGUCUGAUUCAAGUUGGUGCACCUGAUGGUGGCGCCCUGCCUCCAAUCAAUGUCUUCACCCUCCUUUCCAACGAAAUUAAGCUCGGAGGAAGUCCAAUUGGGUCGCCCGGAGACAUUAGAGAGAUGCUCGAUUUGGCGGUCAAGAAGAGCGUCAAGCCCUGGAUAGAGUUGCGGCCGCUCAAGGACGCCAACCAAGCCAUCCUCGACUUGAAGGCAGGCAGGCCGCGGUUCAGAUAUGUCCUUGUGAAUGAAAAGAACGCCUAG
Molecule: messenger RNA, 1089 nt
Organism: Clonostachys byssicola
Lineage: Eukaryota; Fungi; Ascomycota; Sordariomycetes; Hypocreales; Bionectriaceae
Source: the annotation of a GenBank genome assembly